AUGUCUACAUUAUCUUCCACUACAGCGCCACGACCUAAACCUUGGGAGACUAGCGCGCCCUUAAAUGAGCAGCAGCGUAAUGCUCUGCCUUUGGAAGCGGUGAUGGCUUCGACUCAGCAGAAUUCUAGCCAGAGUGAAAACAACAACAACAACAGCAACAGCAACAGCAACAGCAACAACAGCAAUAUUUCAAGCGAAUCGCCCCCUGAAGUCUUACCGCGACCUACGGCGCUAAACUCUUCUAGUACGUACGGUGAUGUAAAUACGAUGCCAGCAGCAUACAGCAAUAGCAGUUAUGGCAUGCCCUAUGAUAAUAAUGCGUAUGGUGUGAACUCUAUGUAUGGAAAUAGCAUAGGUAGAUAUGGGUAUGGGGGGUCGUACUAUGGAAACAAUUAUGGAUCCUUUUAUGGUGGAGGAUAUGGUGCGGGAGCAGGUGCAGGUGCAGGAUAUGGAAUGAACAAUGGUAAUGGACUAGGCGAGUCGACAAAAGCCACCUUUCAAUUAAUAGAAAGCCUGAUAGGGGCUGUUACAGGGUUUGCUCAAAUGCUAGAAUCCACUUAUAUGGCGACACAUAACUCGUUCUUCACCAUGGUAUCGGUGGCAGAACAGUUCGGUAAUUUGAGGGAAAUGUUAGGCUCAUUUUUUGGUAUCUUUGCUAUAAUGAAGUUUCUAAAGAAAGUACUCUAUCAUGCUACCAAGGGGAGGUUGGGAACACCGCCCAAAAAAGUCACAAGCUCUGAGGAACAUAAAAACAAACUAGUUGAGGAUUUCCAGAAGUUCAAUGACAAUGAUAUAGUAGCUUCCAAUGGCAAAGCCACAAGAAGAAAAAUAUCGUGGAAGCCAUUGUUAUUUUUUUUAAUGGCAGUAUUCGGCUUCCCAUAUCUGCUGAAUAAAUUUAUUACUAAAGUGCAGAAUUCUGGAGCAAUACAAAUUUCGAAAGGAAGUGGUAGUGAGCCUAUCGAUCCUUCCAAGUUGGAAUUUGCCAGAGCGUUAUAUGAUUUUGUUCCAGAAAAUCCACAGAUUGAAGUAGCCUUGACAAAAGGUGAUUUGAUGGCCAUUUUGAGUAAGAAGGAUCCCAUCGGUAAGAAUUCCGACUGGUGGAAGGUAAGGACAAAAAAUGGUAAAAUUGGUUACAUUCCAUAUAACUAUAUUGAGAUCAUAAAACGGCGGAAAAAAAUUGAGCACAUUAAUGAAGAAGUAUCAGCACACUAA
This is a messenger RNA of Saccharomyces kudriavzevii IFO 1802, 1212 nucleotides long. RefSeq names its product peroxin PEX13 (gene PEX13). The record is from RefSeq and is a predicted model, not a curated record. NCBI's taxonomy places the organism in Eukaryota, Fungi, Ascomycota, Saccharomycetes, Saccharomycetales, Saccharomycetaceae. The transcript has a single exon. Gene Ontology annotation, molecular function: protein binding. Gene Ontology annotation, biological process: protein import into peroxisome matrix, docking. Gene Ontology annotation, cellular component: peroxisomal importomer complex; peroxisomal membrane; peroxisome. The coding region runs from base 1 to 1212 and encodes 403 amino acids.